Molecule: messenger RNA, 765 nt
Organism: Miniopterus natalensis
Lineage: Eukaryota; Metazoa; Chordata; Mammalia; Chiroptera; Miniopteridae
Gene: SPMIP5
Product: sperm microtubule inner protein 5
Source: RefSeq, a predicted model, not a curated record
AUGGGGAAGGCUCCAGCAGAGGACCAGACCAUGGAGGCUUCCAAGACCUUCAUGAGACAGCUGCCAGUUACACCUGGCUACAGUGGCUUCAUCCCGUACCUGAGCUGCGAGGGGACCUCCAGCGAGGCCAACAUGUCCCGCUGCCUGCAGGCCUUCAGGGAGAAGACACGGUGCUAUAAGAACCAGCUGGAGGAAUUCCACUGCUCGGUGGCCUUGGCCCCGAGACUGAAGCCCAUCCGCUCCAAGGAGACGGUCCUGCGGGCGCUGCACCAGUACGAUCGGCAGCACCACCCCUUGAGUCUGGAAUGCAAAAACAUAAAGAAACCUCUCCAGGAGCCCCCGAUCCCUGGCUGGGCGGGUUACCUGCCGAGAGCCAGGGUCACUGAAUUGGGCUGCGCCACCCGGUACACUGUCAUGGCCAGAAACUGCUACAGGGACUUCCUGGACAUAGUGGAGCAGGCCAAGAGAGCGCACCUGAAACCAUACGACGAAAUAUAUGGAGUUGGGUCCACGCAGCCUCCUCCUAUUCCUUCUCCAAAAGUUUUGCAGCACGAGGGGCUGCUGCCGAAAUACCCGGACUUUUCUAUCCCAGAUGGUAGCUGCCCUGCCCUCAGAAGACCCCUGAGAGAGGACUCCAGGCCUCCGGUGACGUAUGGCUGGGCUCAGAGACAAAAUGUGCCCUGCAACAGGAAGAUGUAUCUGGAGCCACUGUCCUCAGCCAAGUAUGCAGAGGCUGGCCACGCAGAGCCUCCCCAGAGGAGCUGA